AUGAAGUGGUCAACUCUCCUCCCUCUGGCGCUCUCCACACUCUCUCUGCUCCCUUCCACAGGCGCAUGGCAAAUAACAUGGACCGACGCCGACAACCAACAGCACAGCCAAUCCGGCACUGGCCCCAGCGACUGCAUCGUCAUCGAUAACCCCAAGGGCCACAUAUUCAAGAUCGACUCCCAGGGCGAAAAGGGCAUCAACAUGCUCCUAUUUGCAAACAACAAGUGCUCAGGCGGAGCAGCAGGCAUGGCGACCGACGUGUUCUCCAGGGAAUCCUCCCAGGAUCUGCUCGGCUUCAAGGUCGUCGCUCUGUCAUCAACAACUACCACGGCAAGCGCUACGACUGGGAAGUCCGUCAGCCGAGUUGCGACGACGUUCUCGCCCACUUCGCCGAGUGGGACGGCCUCGAGGAGUAUCAGUGAUAGUGGUGAAUCGAUGACGAUUCAGCCAACGGAUGCGAUGAGCACGACUGCGACUGCGACUGCGACCACGACUUCGACUUCGACUUCUGAAAAGUCGAGCACCGCCUCGUCGACGACUUCGAGUGCUGCGAGCAAAGCUACCCCCAAUGCGGCCGGUCAGCUGGCGGUUUCGAAUGGGGAUAUGGUGAAGGGGCUCGUCGGUACUAUCUUCGGAUUGGGGUUGGUACAAUGGAUGAUUUGA
Aspergillus pseudoviridinutans is the source of this 663-nucleotide messenger RNA. RefSeq lists its product as uncharacterized. Lineage: Eukaryota; Fungi; Ascomycota; Eurotiomycetes; Eurotiales; Aspergillaceae. The coding region runs from base 1 to 663 and encodes 220 amino acids. The record is from RefSeq and is a predicted model, not a curated record. The transcript has a single exon.